AUGAAGUUCUUCGCAACCAUCGCCCUGCUAGCCACUGCCGUGGCCGCCGCCCCAGCUGAGAAGCUCUUCAAUCUUAAGACCUCCGGCGCUUCCAACAGCACCCACAACGACCUGUACCUCUCCGUCGGCCGCGGUGUCGUUCCCGACCCCCUCAACAGCGAGGCCGUCUUCGCCGGUGCCGCCUCCAACCGCGCCGCCUCCUUCUACUUCGUCAACAGCACUAUCUACUGGAACACCGGUUCCACCCAGGCUCCCUAUGCCCUGGACCUGAUCAACGUCGAGGGCGUCCGCAAGGAACGCGCCCAGAUUAGCGUCGACCCUACCACCGGCUCUAAGGGCUUCUCUAUCACUCCCGAGGGUGUGAAGGGACCCAGCGAGACCUGGGACGGAUGGCUGUGGUGCCCCGUCAAUGCCGAGGCCGGUCAAUUCUACCCCAACCUGCACUUCCUCAGCAAGAGCGUGCAGGAGCCGGCUGUUCCUGCUGGAUGUGAUAAGAUCAACCUCCAGGCUGUGCCCAGGACCUCUGCUUAA
Penicillium soppii is the source of this 531-nucleotide messenger RNA. RefSeq lists its product as uncharacterized. The record is from RefSeq and is a predicted model, not a curated record. The transcript is spliced from 3 exons. The coding region runs from base 1 to 531 and encodes 176 amino acids. Lineage: Eukaryota; Fungi; Ascomycota; Eurotiomycetes; Eurotiales; Aspergillaceae.